Molecule: messenger RNA, 1677 nt
Organism: Lates calcarifer (barramundi perch)
Lineage: Eukaryota; Metazoa; Chordata; Actinopteri; Centropomidae
Product: V-type proton ATPase subunit d 1
Exons: 8
Coding region: 83-1135 (350 amino acids)
Biological process (GO): proton transmembrane transport; vacuolar acidification; vacuolar transport
Cellular component (GO): vacuolar proton-transporting V-type ATPase complex; proton-transporting V-type ATPase, V0 domain; plasma membrane proton-transporting V-type ATPase complex
Molecular function (GO): proton-transporting ATPase activity, rotational mechanism
Source: RefSeq, a predicted model, not a curated record
AGCUGACGCUAACGACGCUAACCAACCAGCCGGACUGACGGUUCUCCUCCUGCGGCAGAGACGGAUCUGACGGUCAGCCAGGAUGCCUUUCUCCGAGCUGUAUUUUAACGUGGAUAACGGCUACCUGGAGGGGUUGGUCCGAGGCUUUAAAGCUGGAAUACUGUCCCAGGCCGAUUAUUUAAACCUCGUUCAGUGCGAGACUCUGGAGGAUCUGAAGCUCCACCUGCAGAGCACAGACUAUGGCAGCUUCCUGGCAAAUGAGGCAUCUCCCCUCACUGUGUCCGUUAUUGAUGACAAGCUGAAGGAGAAGAUGGUGGUGGAGUUUCGGCACAUGAGGAACCAGUCGUACGAGCCUCUGGCCAGCUUCAUGGACUUCAUCACGUACAGCUACAUGAUCGAUAACGUCAUCCUGCUGAUCACGGGCACUCUGCACCAGCGGGCCAUCUCUGAGCUGGUGCCAAAGUGUCACCCUCUGGGCAGCUUUGAGCAGAUGGAGGCGGUCAACAUUGCCCAGACCCCUGCCGAACUGUACAACGCCAUCCUGGUGGACACACCCCUGGCUGCAUUUUUCCAGGACUGUAUAUCUGAACAGGACCUGGACGAGAUGAACAUUGAAAUCAUUCGUAACACACUCUACAAGGCUUAUCUGGAGGCUUUCUACAAGUUCUGCUCCAACCUUGGAGGAACCACAGCUGACACCAUGUGUCCUAUUCUGGAGUUCGAGGCAGACAGGAGAGCCUUCAUCAUCACCAUCAACUCAUUCGGCACAGAGCUGUCCAAAGAGGACCGUGCCAAGCUCUUCCCCCACUGCGGCAAGCUUUACCCAGAAGGUCUUGCUCAGCUGGCCCGGGCAGAUGACUACGAGCAGGUCAAGGCUGUUGCUGAUUUCUAUCCUGAGUACAAGCUGCUUUUUGAGGGUGCCGGCAGCAACCCAGGAGACAAAACACUGGAGGAUCGCUUCUUUGAGCAUGAGGUGAAGUUGAACAAACUAGCCUUCCUCAACCAGUUCCACUUCAGUGUUUUCUACGCCUAUGUCAAGCUGAAGGAGCAGGAGUGCAGGAACAUCGUCUGGAUUGCAGAGUGUAUCGCCCAGCGGCAUCGCGCCAAGAUUGACAACUACAUUCCUAUCUUUUAAGCAUACUCUUCCUCACCAUUCUCUUCUUCUCUUACUUCCCAUCAUCAUUUCAUUUGGUCUUGUGUCUUGAACAGUGUCUCCAGUCACAGCUUGGUGUGAAAGAUUCUGAUGGUUUAAUGCAAAAUUUUUUCCAUUCCUUACUCAUAGGUGUGAAUUGGUUCUCGACACCCGGGUUUCUUCUUGUAAUUGGAGUCGGGCUCAUUAUUGCUCACUUAGUAAAACACAUAAUGAACUUAAAUACAAAGCUUUUAGCAGAAGGCUCAUCACAUGAGCCUGGUCCAGCACAGGUGGUUGGUGCUUGUUUUAAGGAGCUCACAAGGGUAAAGGAGGCAACUCAUUUGACUUUCAAACACUUACAUCUGAUUGUGUAAUCUUACACUUGGUGUGUUGUUUCUGGCACCACGCUUGUCUGACGCUUCGGCUGGUAAAAAAAAAACACACAGAAGAACAAUUUGCAGUUUGCUAAGACAGAAAAUCAGCACAGCAGACACCAACCACAUCUCUACCUAUUUGAUAGUCAUAGAUGCAGAUUACUGUAAAAU